GUGCCAACCACCAAAUUUUUGUAACUACCGAUGAACUGGUAGACACAAUCUAAAAAGAAGUUUAUUUCAUUAUUUUUAUAAAGGAUUUAAUAAAGUCUGAAUAACUACAGAAAAGGCGUAGAGAUUAUGAAUGUAGUGAACGAACCGCCAAGAAAACGACGUUUAGUGCAUGAUGAGCAAACCAGGCUUCUUAAUUUUGAGGAAUCUAGCGAUUUAGAGUUAUUUCAAAAAGAAGCAAUAUGGAGACGAGCUCGCGAAUAUGACAUUCUCCUUUUAGAAGACGAAAAGGCACAACAAAUGUGGAACCAUUUGUUAGAGAAAUUCAAUCUAUAUGUAUCAGAAGCUUACAAUCAUCAUCAAGAACUUAUGAGUCAUCUGCAAAAGGUAGCGUCUCCAUUGCUUGAAAAAGAAAAUACAAACAUAGUACCACGAGAACUUUCUUUAGAUAAAGCUCUGUUUCUUGAAAAAAAUGAUUUAGUGUUUGAGGAUGUGUGGACGUACUUCUCAGAUUACGAUAAGAAUUUGAAAGUUAUUAUUUCAAAUGGCAUUCUAUCGAAAUUAGAUGAAGCAAAUGUUUCAGAAUGGAAUGAUUGGAUUGAGGAAAAGGAAAAGCAAUUUUUAAUGACUUUUGAAUAUUAUUUUGAGCGACUGAAACUGGCUUUUUUGAAGAAAGAGCUUACCUUUACGUCUGACGCUCAGCAGUCUGCGGAGCUUGAAUGGAAACAACUACAGCAGCAAAAGAUUACGCAAGAAUUGGAACAAAGUAUAGAGCGAAAAAAAGAACAUACGCUUCAAUUAGCAAAUGCAAAUGGUAAAUCAGAAUCGCUCAAAAGUGAUGUUUCUCUGGAUGAUGACAAUGUGGUUAAGCUAAAAAACAAUUUUGAGUCACAGUCUGACUUGAUGAAAACAAAUGUUAGUCAAAAGUUAAAUCAGCUUUUAGAAAAACAAAAUGAAGCGGCGCAUUUGUAUAUGGACUUACUCAGUGUGACUGAUAAAGCCUUAGAAAAGACACCUGAAUAUCAAGCUUUACAAGAGAGACUACUUGAAAAUGAAAAGAAUGUGGAGAGUAUAAACAGCAAGCUUGUUUCUGUCUUUAGUGAAUUACAAACAUUGAUAUCCCAACGGACGAAAAUACAAUUAGAGGAUGCUAAUCAAAAAAUGCACGAAAUAAAACAAAAGCAAGAACGAAUUGAAGAACUUGAAAAAUCUUUGACUACAAUACGAACAGAACGUGACGGACUUGUCGUACAACAACAGAUGCAAAAUACCAAUGAUGUAUACUUUCAAGAGAUUUUACAAAUAUGGACACUUCUUGGCGAUUCAAAGAAGUCGGUUUUGGAAGCUCAUAAGACUAAACUUGCAUUUUUAGAAUGGGUAGAAGGUUCUGACUUACAGACUGAUCAGAGUGAUGACGAACUGGAAAAGAUUUCCAAGAACAAUGCUUGCUUAGAAGCAGAACUUCCCGGAAUGCAUCUAGCUUUCAAUAAGGCUUAUUCGAAGCUUCAAAAUAGUUUAGGUUUGCUUCAAAAUAAUGAAGAGAACUUAAGAAAAGCCCAUUACGAUAAAUCCAGAGCUACACAGAAAUACUUUUCUGCGAUGAAGUCCCGCGAUCUGCUGAUUACAGAAAGUAAAACUCUGAAGCUAGUGGACAGCAAAGGUCAAGAUUUCAUCAGCAAACUCGUUGAGCGUGAGCAUGUACUGGCCAGAUAUAACUCAUCCCUUAAAGAAAUGGAAGAUGUAUAUAAGCAGAUUAAAGAAAUUUUUGGAAGGCAUUCUGCUGAAGUUCUUGAAGAGGAUAAACGGUUGCAGACAAAAAACACUGAUCUUGAACAGUCAUUAAAAAACUCACAAGCAUUAAUUGAUCGUAUAAAUGAAGAGACUCAUGCUGCAUAUCAGAAGCAUCAUUCUUUACAAAUAAAGGAAGCUCAACUUCGUUUACAGAAUGAUUAUAAUCAGAAGGAGUCAGCCCUUAUAGAAAAAGCUUAUGAAACCGAGGAAGCUCAGGUCUAUAAAGGGAUGCUAAAGUGCCAAGUUUGUGAGUAUUCAAACUGGAAAAGCAGGCUUUUACCUUUUUGUGGUCAUGCAUUCUGCUCAUCAUGUUUAGAAUCCAGACUAAAGCAAAAGGAUCGCACCUGUCCUAUCUGUGAAGCAACAUACAACUCAGCGGACAUCGUGACCAUUCAUCUUUAAUGUCCUUACUCUUUUGUAUCCUAAUGUAUCUAUUUAUGGUUUUUUUGGACUUUUUAAUAACACCUUCUUUUUUGUUUUUAGUACAUUUAUUUGGUAGCC
Molecule: messenger RNA, 2289 nt
Organism: Schizosaccharomyces cryophilus OY26
Lineage: Eukaryota; Fungi; Ascomycota; Schizosaccharomycetes; Schizosaccharomycetales; Schizosaccharomycetaceae
Product: ubiquitin-protein ligase E3 Brl1
Exons: 2
Coding region: 127-2190 (687 amino acids)
Cellular component (GO): HULC complex; nucleus
Molecular function (GO): metal ion binding; ubiquitin protein ligase activity
Source: RefSeq, a predicted model, not a curated record